AUGGCGUCCAACAACCGGUUCCCGCCGCGGCCUUUGAACAAAAAGUCCGUCUUUGACCGGCAGCGCGCCGAGGCCGAGGCCAAGCGCCAGCGCGAGGCUGCCGAGACAGCCGCGAUUUACGAGGAUUUUGUCAAGAGUUUUGACGAUGGCGGCAGCGAACGUGACAGCGCUUCGUCCUCCCAUGACAUGCCAGGCAAGGGCGGCCGCCUAUCUGGAUCAGCGGCUGGGGCUGUUCCGUCGUUGUUGCAGCCGCCCGCACUUUUGGGCAGCGGUCGACGGCACUUUAGCAUGCCGACAUCGGGCGCAGCGGCCAUGCGCAACAGCGGGCCAGGCAGUCUGGGCCCAACGACAAGUUCUGGAUCAGCAGCAGGAGCAGAAUCAGCAGCAGUGCCGUCCCGGCGAGGACCCGGUGGUGGCCGUCUGGCGGCUUUUGACGACGACAGCGACGAGGAGGAUGGCUUGGGCAGCUCCACAACAACAACAACAGCAGCAGCAGCAGCAUCUGCCUCUACAGUAACAGCAAUGGGUUCGAUUGGCAGCAGCAGUCUCGUCAGUACGGCGGCCGACCGGGCCGAAGAGAGGGCGACGUCCAAGCCGACGAUCCGGCUGGCCAGCCUGCCGCCCAACAUGUCGCCGGCGGCUGUCCGGGCGCUCGUCUCGCCGGCCGGUCUCGUGGUCGAAGGCGUGCUGAUGCUGCCGGCAGCCACGACAGCGUCAGGUUCGACCGAGCGCAAGUCAGCAGCGGCCAUCGUCACACUGGCCGCCUCGUCAGCUGCCAGUGACAUUGACGCGGCCGUCAGCGCGCUGCAAAACCGAUAUCUUGGCUACGGCUACUACCUCAACCUGCAUCGCCACCUCUCGUCGGCCGUGGCAGCAGCCACAGCGGCUGUGUCUCUGUCCACGCUGUCGACCACCUCGUCGGCCAGCCAGCCGUUUGGCGCCAAGCCCGUGCCGCCCGCUCGACUCGACGGCGCAGAGUUCACGAAUCACGCUAGCCGCAGCACAUACGGCCGCGGCCGCAUCGGCAUCCCCCCUCCGGCCAUGUUUGCGCCUCCGGCCAGCGGAAACGGCAGUAGCAGCUCUGUGGUCAGCCGCGACAGCCUGCUCUACGUGCCGGUGCGGCCACCGCGCGACAUCCGGAAGCUGCGCAUGAUUCACCGGGUGGUGGAGAAGGUGCUCAGCCAGGGCCCCGCUUUCGAGGCUCUGCUGAUGAGCCGGCCAGAGGUACAGCGCGAGGAACGAUGGGCGUGGAUCUGGGACGCCCGCAGCGAAGCCGGCGUCUGGUACCGCUACCGGCUCUGGGAGACGGUAACGGGCCAUCAGACCAAGAGGGGCCACGGCAGGUACAUGCCCUUGUUCGAGGGCAGCCAUGCAUGGAAGAUCCCGGACGACCCACUGCCCUACGAGUUUGUCACGGGCGUGGCCGAGUUUGUGUCGGACUCGGAGUACGGCAACUCGUCCGACGACUCAGACUACGACGACGGGCCACGCGGACGAGGGAUGGAUGCAACUAUUACUACAAAUGGCGGCGGCAGCGGAUCGGCAGUCGGAACCGGAGCGGCAGUUGCAGCAGCAGUAGAUGGCGACGAAGACAUGUUCCUUAACCCGAUCGAGAAAGCCAAGCUGGCCCAUUUGCUGGCACGGCUGCCGUCGACGCUCUCGAAGCUGCGCAAAGGUGACAUUGCGCGCGUGACGUCGUUUGCCAUCCGACAUGCCAGCCGUGGCUCCAACGAGAUUGUCGACAUGAUCAUCUCUAACAUCGAGACCCCGUUUACCUAUACGGCGGCCAACCCGGCGCACCACCGGGCCGACGACGGCGAGGGUACAUCUGGUGCAUCCGGCGAGCCCGGCGCCGUGCGCGACACAUCGGGCGCGAAGCUGGUGGGCGUCUAUGUCGUGAGCGACAUCCUCUCGUCGUCGGCCACGAGCGGGAUCCGUCAUGCCUGGCGCUACCGACAGCUGUUCGACACGGCGCUGCGCAGCCGGCGGGUGUUUGAGGGCCUAGGGCUGAUGGCCGAACGGCUGCACUGGGGACGGCUGCGGGCAGACAAGUGGAAGCGCAGCAUUGGCCUCGUCCUGGACCACUGGGACGGCUGGUCCGUCUUCUCGGCCGAGACCCAGGAGUACCUGGUCGGCAGCUUUGAGAACCCACCGAGCGCGAAGAAGGACAAGAAGGCGGCAGCCGACGGUGCGUCGAAGAAGGGCGGACGGUGGAAGACAGUCGACUCGGCCGCCGCGAGACCCGUCGAGGAAUCAGGGUUUCAGCCGGCAGCAGAAGCACAUCGUGGCGACGAAGAUGGUGAUGGCAACGACGCCAAUGACGGUGACGAGGGCGACGACGACGACGACAAUGGCGAAGGCGACGACGGCGCAUACCGGUCCGAGUACACGGACGACGAGGAGCUCGACCUGGCUUGUCUGGCCGAAGAGGACAUUGACGGCGAGCCGAUGAGCGACUUUGAUCUGGACGGCAUUCCGCUGACAGCCGACGAAAUUGAGGCGCUGAUCGGCACCGACGUGGCCGCGAUGAGCGAGGAGGGCGAGAUCGGGUCGGACGACGACGCGGCCGGCAUGAGCGGCCUGUCGGACGGCGGCGGUGGUGGUGGUGGUGACAGCGACGUGGAAAUGGAGGCUGGUGAUGGAGAGAGCUGCAAGGAGAACGAGAACGACCAGGGAACAGUCGUGGUCGCCACGGCCGCCGCUGUCGCUGCAAAACCGUCACGCAAGCGGAUGCGCGCCGUCGACAUGUUUGCCGACGCAGACGCAGACGACGGCGAGUGA
This is a messenger RNA of Grosmannia clavigera kw1407, 2781 nucleotides long. Its product is annotated as coatamer subunit protein. Lineage: Eukaryota; Fungi; Ascomycota; Sordariomycetes; Ophiostomatales; Ophiostomataceae. Gene Ontology annotation, cellular component: nucleus. Gene Ontology annotation, biological process: RNA processing. Gene Ontology annotation, molecular function: RNA binding. The record is from RefSeq and is a predicted model, not a curated record. The transcript has a single exon. The coding region runs from base 1 to 2781 and encodes 926 amino acids.